AUGACUUUGAACAAGACUGAAGAGACUUAGUCUUUUGUUACAUAAUAGCCAAAUCAAAACAGCUAAUAUGGAGACGAGAUUCCCAAGAUUCAUAGGAAAAAAGUAUCUUUUAUCUUUGCCUUGACAUUUUGCAACUAUGGAGUGUUACAUGGAACUCGAGCUGCUUGGAGUAAUGCUACACCCUAAAUAGAGUCUCAAUACGAUUAUUCAUCUAAGCUCAUCUCUUACAUGAACUCUACUUUUCUCUUCUUUUAUGCCACUGCUGGAAUAUUCUCUGGCAAUGUGGCAGACAGAUUUAAGAAAAACCAAUUCAUUUUCGUUACUUACGUGGUAAUAGGAUUAAAUAUUAUUCUAGUUGGUAGCCAGCAAUUCUUCGUUCAUCAGUAGAUGUGGCUAUAUUUCUUAUUGAGAAUAAUAGAUGGGACAUUCUAAUCUAUUGGCUGGUCUACUAACUUAUCAGUGCUAAGUAAUUGGUUUCCAAAGCACGGUAGAGGUUUACUUAUAGGGUGCUGGGCUUCGAAUGCUAAUGUUGGAGAUAUCGUUGGAGCUUAGAUAUAUAGAUCUGCUAUCAAAGAUGAUAAUUCUAACUGGGGGACAGGAAUCAUGAUUAAUGGAACUAUAGUUGUGAUUUUUGCAUUUCUUAAUCUAUUUUUCUUGAUAGAAUUCCCUGAGAAAAAGGGGAUCAAAAUAGAAGAAAAUUCUCAUUUGUUUUAAAAAGUAGAAGAAAUAAAAGCAGAAGAAGCCACUACUAGUAGUAAUGACAAGCAAAGCAUUGGCUUUUUGAAAGCAUUAAUGAUACCAGGAGUAUUGAUAUUUUCUAUAAGCUUUUUCCUUAUAAAGUUUUCAAUGUAUGGCUUCUAUUAUUGGCUUCCUAAUUAUAUCUAAAAUGGCUUAGGUUACAGCAAAGACACCUCAGCUAAUAUAUUCAGUUUAUUUAGUACUGGAAGUAUCGUAGGUAAUAUCUUACUAGGUCUCACUACAGAUUUUCUUCCAUACAGAUCUCCUGUAUUUCUUAUUGGAACUACUCUAGCCUCCCUGAUGACUUUAGCUCUCACUAUUUGGAAUAGCAAUGAUGUAGUUAUCAUCUCAGUUUUGAUGUUUUUCCUUGGAUUUUCACUAAAUGGGUCUACUAUAGUUAUUGCUGCUAUUGAAUGUGAUUUAGGAAAACAAUAAGCACUGAAGGACAAUGAAAAAGCUAUGGCUACUCUAUCAGGUAUUAUUGACGGAAUCGCUGGCUUUGGAAGUAUUUUAGGAUUACCGAUAAUAUAAAUAAAACAAAAUUUAAGACAAAGACAAGCUAAAAUCAAAUGA
Molecule: messenger RNA, 1311 nt
Organism: Stylonychia lemnae
Lineage: Eukaryota; Ciliophora; Spirotrichea; Sporadotrichida; Oxytrichidae
Source: the annotation of a GenBank genome assembly